Molecule: messenger RNA, 2154 nt
Organism: Cloeon dipterum
Lineage: Eukaryota; Metazoa; Arthropoda; Insecta; Ephemeroptera; Baetidae
Gene: RanBP3
Product: ran-binding protein 3
Exons: 12
Coding region: 231-1817 (528 amino acids)
Biological process (GO): protein export from nucleus
Cellular component (GO): cytoplasm; nuclear pore
Molecular function (GO): GTPase activator activity
Source: RefSeq, a predicted model, not a curated record
GCGCCAAAUUCAAUUCUCGGAUAUAAAUGAAUGUUUCUAUGUUCCCGGCAAGAUUUUUCUGAAGCUUAACUUUAUUCAGGUCGGUUGAUUUGCAACCACGGAUCUAAUGAGCUCCAUAUGAUACAUUUAUUUUGCAAAACAUCGUUUUGGUUUAUUCCCGAAGCACUUUCUGUUCAAUCGGAUUCGUUUUUAGCAGAGCGCAGAGCCCGUAAAAACAAAAACAAUCAAAGAUGGCGGACCAUGAGAGUGAUAAAUCGAACUCGCUGGAUGGUACGAGCUGCGCUGAUGGAGAAAACGCUAGCUCUGAUGCUGAGGAAAGCACAAAAAUUGUGAUCAGCCAUGCAUCUAGUAGUGAUAAAGAGGACGACCACAAGGACGAAGAAUCUGACAGUAGGGGGAUGUAUACUGCUGCAACACGAGGAUUUCCUCCGUCAAGAUUAGCGCCAAGAGCAGUUUUUGGAAGCUCGCAAGCGUUCGGUGGCAACCCCUUUGCAGCCAAGCCCUCUCUGAACCGUCCUUCGAUGGAGGAGGGAAGUUCCUCUUGGCCAGGUCUUACUCCAAGCAAGUUGGGUGGCUCUUUUGGCUCUGCCAUCCCAGCCCCUGUCGCCAGUAAAUUUGUUUUAAAGCCUUCUGCCUUUGGCUCUGCGGCGUCCAACGCUGAAAGUUCUUCACCAGUCGUGGCAGCUGUCACUCCUAAAAGUAGCAAUCCGCUCAUACCUUCCAGACUAGGCAAUCCUUUUGCCAAUAAAGCCUCUCAAGAGUUAAGUAAAGAGGAGCAGGAAGAACCUAAAAAGGAAGAGCCAAUUGAGGAGGCUGAAAAGGCAAAGUCUCCUUCAUCUGUUAAAUUUGUUCCUCUAGGCACGCCAAGUAGCUCUUCUGCUAACUCAAGUGAAGGAUCCGCCAAUGUGAUUUCUACCCCAAACAGCUUUGUCUUUGGUCAAAACCUUCGCGACAGAGUGGUGGUUAGUUUUUUAAAAUUAAUUAAUCCAUUUUAUAAAUUAAAUUCUUGUGCACAGGCUGGAGAAGAGUGCAGUCAAGAGGCGCCAGCUCAUGAAAAUGGAACAAGUAGCAAUGAAGCCACUGAAUCUAUAGCAACAACCAACGGAACCUCAACAUCUGAAAUGCUGUUUUCUGCUGUCAUCAAAAAGGAUACUCAAAGCGACUCGAAUAGUGAGAGCGAAGGCACACCAGCCAAAAGCUUGUCAGAAGCAGCUCGGGAGUAUGAAGAGAGCCGAGCGGUGAAACGCAAAUUCGACGAGGUUGAGGUGAAAACUGGAGAGGAAGAAGAAACUAAUGUCCUGCAGAUCUCAUGCAAACUGCACAUUUUUGACAAUGUCAAAAGCAGCUGGGCUGAAAGGGGCAGAGGGCAGCUGCGUCUUAAUGACAAAGUCGAGCAGCAACAGCUGCAGUCUAGAGUGAUCAUGCGCACCCACGGCAGCCUCAGGGUAGUACUCAACACGAAGGUUUGGCCUGAGAUGGUGGUCGACCGCGCCAAUGUCAAAAGUGUCCGUUUCACAGCCAUGGACGAAGACCAAAUCAAAGUCUUCCUCGUCACGGGAGCGCCAAAAGACGCUGACAAUUUGUACCUUGCCUUGGAGAGGCGGGUGACGUCGCAGCGUAUUAAAGCGGCGUCGGCACCGUCAAUAGACAACGACGUUCCCUCGCCGGACGCGGCUAACUCGGACAUAGAGAAAUCCAGAGCAUGCAUGGACGCCACGUCCUUGCCAGACGAGCAGCCAUCUUUGAAAAAGGGUAGGAACAGCUUGAGCGAGGGUAGAGAAGAUGAAGAUGCAGCUGCAGACCAAGGCACCACGUAGACGACAUAUCUGGCUGCUGGACUUGGAUGAGGCGAAGCAGUGUUUCGUUGUCAGAGAUCACAAAAUGAUAUGUAUCGAUUCUACUUAUGCCAUUCCAAGGUUACAUGAAUGUUUGGCUUUAAGUUUUGUAUUUGAGUGCAUGAGUACAAACACAUUAUUUGCAGAUUUUUAAUUUCUGUUUAUAGCGGAGCGAUAGUCUUGAAUUGUCGGUAUAAAAUAUGAAAAUAACAGGCCCCGAUUUCUAUUUUACUAAAAUGCUGCGAUGAGUAAGAAUUCAUCUCCUGUUUAAAAUCAUGGUUGAAUAAAUCACUGAAUACAAGAGAUUUGUUUAAGAACA